GUGGGUACAAACUCCAAAAUGCAAAUAAUGCUCUUAUCCAGUCGUGUAUGCAAUAAAAAGAGUUAAGAGAUGCAAAAACAUAAAUGUCCCAGGCCACAAUCUUUCAGAGUAAUAAUACAUAUCCCCUCCACAAAGCUGUUGUAUACAAAAUUAUUUUUGUGUGGUUAUUAUUAUCCUUACAGAAUAUUUUUCAAAACGAAUCUUUUAAAAUCUACUUUGCCGUUUUGGGUUUACACUGAACCACAUUCAGUGUAGUAGAGCUUUUCACUGUGGUACCAGAAUACAUUCAAGUGCUGUAAUGGUCUGAAUGAAGUUUGUUGCAUUUGAGGACACGCCCACAUCACUGACGUCAGAGUGGAUACUGUCCAUCAGUCUUUCAAGGGCAAAACUACGGAGAACCGGGAAAGAGCCAAGCGCCGUUGGUUACAUUGAAAUAUAAUUAAACGAUGGUUCCGCCCUCAGUUUGCUGCACCACAUGAUUACCAUGGAAGCUGCUUUUCUGUACAUAAAGAAGGGGAAACCGUCCCUUGCCUCAGGCCGCUGACAGCACUCGAAGACCCAGCGGGAUUUGAACACUUUGAGCAGACGCUUUUAAAGGGGUAGCACCGGCUAACUUGUAAGUCAUCAUGGCGGACACCAGCUUCAACAACAUGACAUCCCUUGCCCGGGCAUUGUCACAACCGAAGCUAGACCUGAUAGAGCCGAACGAUGUGUUUACUACACGUGCUGCUCAGGUGUAUCCGUGUCGGAGGAGAAAGUUAUCGAGCUGUAACUCAGUGGAGUCUCUUGAAACGUUGACACCACCUGCUGCCGAGGCACGAGUCCUGGUCAUCAACACCGGAGGAACCAUAGGAAUGACGCUUCACGAUAACGUGCUGGCGCCAAAAGCCAAUGCGUUUGUUCAGAGCCUGCGCAAGCUGCCCAUCCUCCAUGAUGAGACAUAUGCCCAGCAGACCUGCCUGUAUAACUACUAUGGAUCUGAGAACACCCUGGUCCUGCCGAAGCCAACGUCCCAUUGUGACCAUCUAUCUCACGGGAUGAGUAAAAACAAUAAGAGGAUAGUCUACACAAUCUUAGAGUACAGCCCUUUGCUGGACUCAUCUAAUAUGACCACAGAUGACUGGGGUCGAAUUGGAAAGGACAUUGAGAAAAACUAUGAAAACUAUGAUGGCUUUGUGAUCCUUCAUGGCACAGACACUAUGGCUUACACAGCCUCUGCCUUGUCCUUCAUGUGUGAACACUUGGGAAAACCAAUCAUUCUCACAGGUGCACAGGUGCCUAUCUAUGAGAUGAGGAAUGAUGGCAGAGGCAACCUGCUGGGGGCACUGCUGAUCGCUGGACAGUUUGUCAUUCCUGAGGUGUGCUUGUAUUUCUACAACAAACUCUACAGAGGGAAUCGCGUGACCAAGGUGGAUGCUGGGAGUUUCAACGCGUUCUCCUCUCCUAACUUGGCUCCACUAGCCACUGCUGAAGUGGAUGUUACAAUCAACUGGGAUACCGUUUGGAGGGCAAACACUACAGCGAAGUUUCAAGUCAGCACAGAGCUGAACCGGAACGUAGGCCUGCUCAGGCUGUUCCCGGGAAUAACUGCUGCUACUGUGAGGGCUUUCCUGCAGCCGCCCAUGGAGGGCGUGGUCCUUGAGACCUACGGCAGUGGUAAUGCCCCCGAUAACCGUCCAGACCUGCUGGAGGAGCUGAAGAAGGCUACUGACUCUGGCGUCAUCAUCAUCAACUGCACCCAGUGUCUGAGGGGGACUGUGUCUACAUCUUACGCCACUGGCAAGGUGUUGAUUGAUGCAGGGCUGAUAGCUGGUGGUGACAUGACCCCAGAGGCCGCCCUGUCAAAGCUGUCCUAUGUGUUGGCCAAGAAGGAGCUCGAUCUUGAGGCCAAAAAAAAGCUGAUGAGUCAGAACCUACGCGGUGAAAUGAGCGCCGACCUAGCUGGAGCCAAGCUGUGUCUGAGCGACAGCCGUUUUAUCCAGGUCAUCGCCAAGUCUCUGAGCAUCAGCUGCAAGGAGGAGCUAGAAGCCAUUCGUGAUGCUCUGACUCCUCCACUGGCGUGUGCUGCUGCUAAGAUCGGAGACAUAGAAGCUUUAGAAGCCCUAAAAGAUAUGGGCAGUAACUUAUGUCUGGGUGACUAUGAUGGACGCACACCCCUGCAUAUUGCCGCCUGCGAGGGCCACCUAAAACUGGUGCAGUAUCUACUAAGUCAUGGAGCCACAGUCUAUGCUAAAGAUCGUUAUGGGGAUACACCCUUAUGCAAUGCUGUACGCUUCAGGCACAAGGAAGUUGUGAAGCUUCUGAGAAAGACUGGUGCCCACUUCUCCAGAGACAAGUUGGAGGAAGCAGGAACAGAACUGUGCAGCCUGGCAGCCAGCGGUGACCUGGAGGGUCUGGAGAUCUGGAGCCUUGCCGGAGCAGACCUGAAUAGACCAGGCUAUGACGGACAGACAGCAAUUGAAGUGGCCCAGGCUGUAGGCAAAAAGGAAACUGUGGCAUUUUUAGUCCAGCUCAUGAGUAAAAACCCCAAGAAAGUAUUUGGUGAAUUUAAUACGUGUGAUGAAUAUGAUGAUGAUGAUGAUGAGAGCGGAGUGAUCGAGUUCACCGCCACUCCAUCAAGAGCGUGAGCUGACGCUCCCUCAGCUGACAGGAAUCGUCCUCUGUUUGUGUCCGCUUCCUCCCUAGCCGUCCUCCACACACCGUCCAGUUGAAUUUCACAGAGUUACUCUCACUUUGAACGUCUACACAAAGCCUCUUUUUGCAUAUUGUUUACAGAUAUCACUUUUCCUGCCAAACCCACAAACAGCACAACAUUCUGUAACUUGGAAUGAUGAAUGUUUCAGUCAUAGGCUUUUGUUGCUAUGUAUGUACAACAGACUCAGUUAUUGUGAUGUCCAGUCAGGGAAUUAUGGGUGAACUUCACCUGAGUUGUUUUAACAUGGAGAGGGCUGAAACCUCCCAUUACUCUUUGAACACUGAAGGAUGAUGAUUCAUUUUUCUUUCAUUAUAGCAAAAGAGUUGUUAAACUCUGAUAGUGUAACA
Lates calcarifer (barramundi perch) is the source of this 3042-nucleotide messenger RNA. It is a transcript of the gene aspg, whose product is annotated as asparaginase homolog (S. cerevisiae). The coding region runs from base 627 to 2627 and encodes 666 amino acids. Gene Ontology annotation, biological process: amino acid metabolic process. Gene Ontology annotation, molecular function: asparaginase activity; protein binding. The transcript has 18 exons. The record is from RefSeq and is a predicted model, not a curated record. NCBI's taxonomy places the organism in Eukaryota, Metazoa, Chordata, Actinopteri, Centropomidae.